CCUUCCCUCCAUGAUCUGAAUGGUGGUACGAGGGGAGGGAGGGUCGUUUCUAGCCGCACAUGCUGUGGAACUCCGCUGGCUGUGGUGUGCUCUGCCAUUAUCUACUCCAGGAGUACCCAGAAUAUUAGGAGAACCAGUGGUCGUUUAGUCGAAAUUACUAGCAAUACCCGAAGCCAGUAUCCUCCAAAACCACUCAUCAGUCACUGAGGCAAUCCCGAGCUUCCGGCAAUCCACUCUUACUAAGAACGUUUCAAGUUGAAUCCUAAUCAACUGACUGAAAGCAGUCGCCGUCGCCGAUACAUAUCAUGAUGAGCUCCCCAAUGAUGGACCGAGCAGCAGGCCACCUGCCGCGGCCGCCGUCACGCCCCUCCAAGUCCCUUUCAAACGUGUCGCCUUUGGAGUCGGCGACUCAAGGUCGGCUGGCGGCCGCCGGUUCUGCAGAGUCUGCGGCGCCAUGGGCCGCCGCACUUGCCGCAGGCCAUCUCCUGCAGCUCAGAGGAGACGUUUACCUUCCCCCUUCCGCCGCCCCCCAGCAUCAUCUGGCGCGGCCCGCCGAUUCCCGCCACGAAAGGGGAAUAGUACUAGCUUCCGCAGAGAAGCCAGUGGGCAUUGACAAGUCCCCCGCAGGGGAGGAGCGGCGCGCUGGUGGGCUGAUUCUCGAGGAGCAGCGGCGCUGGCGGGCUGGGGCACAGGCACGCGAUGAGCGGCGGUGGCGAACGCCUGAGUCCGGGGCUUUGGAUGAUCAUGGUGAUGGUGGCUCCUCAGAGGAACAGGUGGUGCUGUUGUUUCAGAGAUUAGAGAGGGAGCAGCAGUCAAGCGGAGUGCAGUCACUCCUCGCCGAAGCAGCCGCCCAGACGCCGCCUCUCGCGCGGCUAGCUUCUCCCGGCCGCCGGCAGCCUUCUGCUAGAGUUACUCCUAUUAACGGCAAUCGUGUUACAAAUAGUGUUGGUGAGCACCAGGCAGUGGCGGAUGGGCGGCGAUUGCAGAAAUGGGUUCCGCAAAGGAGUCUCCCCCCCACUGCCGUGUGUGAUGGUGAUGCUAGUGGUGAUGGUGGGGGUGAAGGUUGCACUAGGGUUUGCCAGCAACUCACAACCGUAUAUGAUGAUAAUGGUAGUGAAGCAGUGGGCUGUACUAAGGCGGGUGGGCAGCAGAGGGAUUCACGGGUCAGUGGAAUGGGGCGCACUGCGGUGGCACUCCCACUGCGACCGGAGGCAGUUGGGGGUGGGGAAGCAGCAGGGGUGGGAGAUGGGGAAGGAAACAGAGGGAUGACUAGUCGGAGGAGAGGCAGAGCACGGAGCAUGGAAGGCGUGGUAGCUAGAUUGAGGGAGCAAGGCGGCCGUGAAGCCGAGGCUGGCCAGCCAGUUAGUGGGCCAGGAAUACUAGUAGUAGAGGAGGCAGCAGUCGUUCUUGAGAAUGCUCAAAAGUCACCUGCAGUCAUUCCUCUGGCUGUAGGGUCUGCUGGGGGGGUAACGGAGGGGCCUGUUCUGCCCGUAGAAGAGGGAGGAGAGAGAGGAUGCAGUCAGGAGGGCAGAGAGAAGGAAGGGAGAGGGGAGGGCGUGGGCGUGGGCAGUGCGGAAGGGAGGGAAGGCGAGUGCGAAGACGGGAGAGCUGAGAUGGUGAAGGCGAGUGGUGAGAAGGCGGAGGUAGGAACUGAAGCAAAGGAAGGGGCAGAAGGAGCAGGGGGGAGGGGUGGGAAGCGACGGGCGGGUGCAGCAGCAGCAGAGCCAACUGCUAAGAGAGCGAAGGGGCGGGUCAUCUUGAAGGGUGCUGGGUCGCCCGAGUGUAUUUUUGAGGCGCCUCAAAAGAAGGGGCGGGACAUGUUGAAGGGUGCUGGUUCGCCCGAGGGAAUUCGAGCAACAGAGGCAGCAGCUAGACUGGCAGCAGAAACAGCAGCUAUGGAAACCGUGGCAGCAGGAAGAGCGGCAGGAGAUGGGGUUUCAGGAAACGCGGGAAUGGAGUCAACGCCCGCCCCCACGGCAGCGGCCCCGGCCAUAGAAACAGCAGAAGAAGCAGCAGCAGAAGCAGCAGCGGAAACAGGAGCAGAAAGAGCAGCAGCAAGUACAGAGGCAGGAGCAGCAGCGGCAGCAGCUCCUGUAAUAUUGGCUGUUGGUGGUGAUAUUGCUGGUGGUACUGGUGGUGAUGGUGGUGAUGGUGGUGAUGGUGGUGAUGGUGGUACUGGUGGUGCUGGUGGUGCUGGUGGUACUGGUGGUGCUGGUGGUGCUGGUGGUGGUGCUGGUGGUGCUGGUGAUGCUGGUGGUGCUGGUGGUGGUGCUGGUGGUGCUGGUGAUGCUGGUGGUGCUGGUGGCGCUGGUGGUGACGGUGAUGGUGCGGGUGAUGGUGCUGGUGCGGGUUGUGCCAGUGGCGGGGCGCAAAGUCGGGCUGCGGGGCAGAACGAGAGGGCAGCAGAAAGGGAGGGACGGGGGGAGGAGGAGCGUAAGGGGGCUACACAAUGUAAGCAAGAGCUGGUGCAAUGCAAGCAGGAGACUGAACGUAAGGAGGAGGAAGUGCAAUGCAAGCAGGAGGUGAAGUGGGAGUGGGAGGACGAGUGGUUGGUGGGUGCUGACUGCAGCAGGAGGCGGCCGCGCUGCCGCAGUGUGACGGACCUCAUGAAAGCCACUGCACGGGGUGGCCGCACUCGUGCUCCCAGCAAAAAACCCACUGCUGCCGCAACCGCUGCUGCUGCCGGCGCAACCAUUGCUGCUGCUGUUGCUGCUGGCAGUGCUGCUGCUGCUGCUGCUGCUGCUGCUGCUGCCGCCCCGUGCUCAUCCGUGGCUGCUGGUUCGGGACCGCUCCUCAAUCCGCCAGCCAAAGGCGCAAGGGACGUGCCCCAGAAAAGCAGGGGUGCGAAGGGGAAGUAUAAGGGCAGAUGGCGCGGGGAGAAGGGCACAGCUGCUCUAGCGAAGGGGAAGGCUCAGCAGAAGGAGAUUAAGCAGGAGAUUUGCGGGACAACUAUGAGCCGGUUGAAUUCCUCGCCCUCUGCCUCUGCUGCUCUUUCCGUUGCCAGUGCUCCCACAUCUAGCCCUGCGGUCAACGCAUCCCAUUCUAGCCCUGCUACUAGCGGUGGUUCGCCCUUCCAGCCUGCUACUAGUGCUGCAUUUCAGCCGGCAGCUUCUGCUGCCCACGCCGCUGGUGCUGCUGGUGCUGCUGGUGCUGCUGAUACUCCUGAUGCUCCUGAUGCUGCUGAUUCUGCUGAUGCUGUUGGUGCUGCUGGUGCUGCUGGUGCUGCUGGUGCUGUUGCUGCUGCAGCGGCCGUUCCUGUCACUUCCAGCGCAAGUGAGCGGCACUUUCAGAUUGACAACCAGAACCGUAUCCCUCCGGCAUCCAAGAGGACUUUCGAGUCGACUCAAAAGUCAUCUCCUGUCACAUCUGGCACGGGUGAGCGGCACAAUCAUGGGCUUCAGCGUGUCCCUCCGGCGUCCAAGAGGAGACGCACAGAGGUCCAGCAGGUGGGGCGAAUCGACUCGGCUCACCGAGUCGUACGUAGCGUAGAGGCCCCUCGGCAGGUGGGUCGAGCACCGGUGGGGAGAACUGACUCGACCGAACGAGCGUGUGAGGUGCCCUGGCAGGUGGGGGGGACUGAUUCGACUGGGCGAGAAAGAAGCACAGAUGUGCCUCGCCAGGUGGGGAGGGCACCGGUGCGGAAACGGGAAAGAGCGGGCUGUAGUGGGGCGGACAGAGCGGAUGGAAGGGAGGGAGGAGAGAGGGAUUCGAGUGUUGCCAGCGCCGGUGGGAGCGAUGGUGACAGAGUGAAGAGCGCACAGGGGGGUGAGAGAGACUCUGCUGCGUGCUUCGAGAGUGAUACUGCCGUUGGUCAUGCCAUGCCUCCCACGCCUUCCAAAGCACCAGUGCCUACUUCUUCCCACCCUUCCCACCCCUCCCACCCCUCCCUCCCUGCCCCUACUCACCCCUCCCCCUCCUGCCCGUUGCCUCGAGUCCACUCACAUGCGCCCCCCCCACCUCCUUCCUCCUCCUCCCAUUGGGUACCCUCCUCCCCCUCCCCUCCUCUCCCCAUCCGCGCUCACCCCUCCCCCUCUCCCCCUCAUCACCCCCCCUCUCCUGCUUCCCCACUACACUCCCCUCUGCGUACUUCCCCUGCCCUCCCUACUGCUUCAUCCCGGGGGGAUGGAGUGAUAAUACGGGGAGGGUUGGCUAGAGCGGAGCAGCAGGAGCAGGGGGGGAGAAGCAGGGUGCAGUGGCAAGUGAGAAAGCGAGCAGCCGUGGUGUUUACUGCUAGCAAAACAACAGUUAUUCUAGGGGAAGGAUUGGAUGAGGAGGAGAGGCAGGCAGCAUUUGCAGGGGCGGUGCAGUUACUAAGUCACCACCAGGCGAACAGGCUGAAGCAGAAGGGGUAUGGCAAGGGGAGAGGUGGUAGUGGGAGAGGGAGAGGGAGAGGGAGAGGCAGGGGAGGGAAGAGAGGAAGCAGGUGGGGGGAAGGGGGGGGCGCAGGGCAUGGGGAGGGAGGAGAGGGGGGUGGAGGGAUGGGAGGGGGGGGAGGAACGGAAGCAGUGGCGGAUCCUUUCGCGUAUGAUAUAGAGUGGGAGGAGAAGAGGAGUGUGGAGGGCAGUGAUGAUGGCGGUUCAGGUCAAUGGGCGGGGCAGGGAGGAAAGGGAGCAGGGCAAGAGAGGGAGGUGGGGGAGGUGGGGAGAGUGCACGGAGAAGUGAGGUAUGAGGUGAGCCGGGUGCGCGGGGGGCAGCAGUUUACAGUCACGGACAGGCAGACAGGAGACAGGAUAGCGUUUGCCUUUGAUGCGCCGGAGGAGACGGCAGCAGCGCUGGCGAGCGUGCGGGUGCUGGUGGCGUUUAUAGAGGGGGAAGAGGAGAGGCUGCACUGGCAGUUGCUCACUUCAACAUGACGCUUUAAGGUGGUAAACUCACAGACAGGCAGAUGGGAUGGGAGACAGGAUAGCGCUUGCCUGGGCCUGAUGAGACAGCAGCAGCACUGGCCAGUCGAUCAAGUGCUGUUCAAGUGCUGGUCUCGUUUAUAGAGGGGGGAGAUGAGAGGCUGAUGUGGCAAUUUUUUUAGGCCAAGUAAUUAUUUAAUAGUAGGCAUUUUUUUCCUGUUGAGGCGGCAGACAGUUAGAGACUGGGUUAGAGCAUUCUUGAUCGUCUUAGGGCAUGUUCCUACACUGCUUGUAGCUCACUUGUUUCCAUAAGGAUCA
This is a messenger RNA of Closterium sp. NIES-67, 5159 nucleotides long. The record is from the annotation of a GenBank genome assembly. NCBI's taxonomy places the organism in Eukaryota, Viridiplantae, Streptophyta, Zygnematophyceae, Desmidiales, Closteriaceae.